Ramularia collo-cygni is the source of this 1290-nucleotide messenger RNA. RefSeq names its product related to choline dehydrogenase and related flavoproteins. Gene Ontology annotation, molecular function: flavin adenine dinucleotide binding; oxidoreductase activity, acting on CH-OH group of donors. Bases 1 to 1290 code for a protein of 429 amino acids. The record is from RefSeq and is a predicted model, not a curated record. Lineage: Eukaryota; Fungi; Ascomycota; Dothideomycetes; Mycosphaerellales; Mycosphaerellaceae. The transcript is spliced from 4 exons.
AUGCCUCAAGACAUGGAAGAAUACGACUACAUCGUAGCUGGUGGAGGUACGGCUGGUUGCGUUGUAGCUGCGCGACUGGCAGAAGACCCCAACGUUCGCGUUUUGCUGAUUGAAGCCGGAGAGCAUAAUCGGGAUCUCGAAACUGUGCACUCGGCCGGCCAGUAUGCCAAAAACYUUGAAGGGCCAAAUAGCUGGAACAUCAAAAGCGUCCCAAUGCCGUCAUGUAACAAUCGCAAAGUUCCUCUUCAUCGAGGCCGCUUUCUUGGUGGUUCUAGCGGAGCCAACACUUGCUUCGCCAUCCGAGGAACCAAACAAGACUACGACGACUGGAAUCUUCCAGGGUGGUCCGGCGAGGAAUUCUUCGCUGCCAUGCGAAAGUGUGAGACCUUCCACUCCAAAGAUUGGUUCCAGCAUGACCCCAAAGCCCAUGGCACCGAAGGCCCAGUGAAUAUCGAGCCACACGAUAUCGCACCGAUAACAGAUCUGAUGCUCGAGUCAUACCAGUCGUACGGUCUUCCCUUACAUCCUGACAUGUUCAGCACGGGUGAACAUGUCAAUGGAUGCGGUCACGCUCUACGUACCAUCUACAAAGGCCAGAGAAGUACAGGGGCAGACUAUGUCACCAAUGAUCGUCAGAAGAGUAACAUUGAAACAUUGACCAAUACGCUCGUCGACAAGGUCACACUGGAACGAACCGAAGAUGGAGGCCUGCGAGCUGUUGGUGUAGAGCUGCGAGAUGAAGUUGAUACUCGCUUGACUGUCCGGGCUCGCAGAGAGGUGGUCGUAUCAGGAGGCGCAUACUGUUCCCCAACGAUUCUGAUGCGGUCCGGGAUCGGACCUCGCGAAGAGCUCCAAAAGCAUGGCAUCGAGUGUACCGUGGACCGACCAGGAGUCGGCCAGAAUCUAGAAGACCACGUUAUUGCAUUCAUCCCCUAUGAAGUCUCAAAGCCUCGCUUAACGACCGAUCAUCUCUCCUGGCAUGGAAAUGCAGCCGCUGAGAAUCUUGCAAACUACACCAAAGAUAAAAACACCUUCCUAGGAACAAUGCCCUUUGGAGCUUUCGCAUAUGCUCGUCUAGAUGAACGUCUCAAAGACUCAUCCCUCUGGCAAGAAGCCCGUUCUAGCGCUCCACCAGGCCGUGAUCCCAUGGGCUUAUCGCCCCAACAGCCCAACAUCGAGAUUUUCCACACGGAAUGUGCUCCAGCAGGUUUCGAACCCGAGGGCGGCGAAGCCAGUAUCUUUUGCACUGUCGUCGAGCUCUUCGGACCACGCUCUGCCCGGAUGUCAUAG